AUGCUUAUUAAAAUUAUUAAAUUAUUUGGUGUAUUAACACCAUUAGAACUUCGUUUAGGCAAAAAAUUAAUAGAACUAUUGACAAAUUUAAUUCAUAUUCUUAUAUCAAUUUCAUCAGAUUUACCAAAGAAUAAUGCUUCAAUUCAACUAUGUGUACAAAAACUUCGAAUACUUAUCGAAGAUUCAGAUCAAAAUUUAAAAUAUAUUGGUUUACUUGCUAUGUCGACAAUCUUACAUACGCAUCCAAAAAGUAUUCAAUCACAUAGUGAUUUAAUAAUGCGUUGUCUUGAUCUUCUUUCUCGAAUGGUAACAAGAAAAGCUCUAAUAAAUAUCGUACAUAAAUUAAUGAUUCAUAUGGAUAAAUCUGAAGGAUCACGUUAUCGAGAUGAAUUACUUUCAAAAAUAAUUGAAAUAUGUAGUCAAAAUGAUUAUCAACAUAUAACUAAUUUUGAAUGGUUUAAAUUUAUUUUUUUAAUUUUUAUUAAUAAAAAAACAUUAUUUAUCACUAUAGAUAUAUUAGCAAUUCUUCUCGAAAAUGCUUAUGUUUUUAUUAAUGAUUCAAAUUCUACAACUGUUGCCGAAGUUCUAUAUGCUGCUGCAUGGAUUUGUAGUGAAUUUUGUUCCUCAACGUUUUUGGAUUUGAAUGGUUGGAUAAAUGAUCCUCAAUCAGACAGUGAAGAUGAAUCGAUAACAACAAGUUCAUAUUAUGAUAAUAAAGGUUUAUUUUAUGAUGAUAAUGGAGAAAAUUCUAAUUCUAAUUCAUACUCUGGCGAUACAUUAAGUUAUCAAAAAUCGAAAAAAUAUAUUGAACCAACUGCUGAAGAAUUAGAAAAACAACGAGAAAAAAAAUCGAAAACUGAUGCAAAAGUAAUUCAUGAUAAUGAUGAUGAUAUUUAUCCAACUGUUAAAGUAACACAUGGUGAUGAAUUAGCAGCAAAUGCUACAGAAAGUGAAAAUAAAGAUAAUGAUAAUGAUGUACGUGUUGAAAAAAAUAAAAAAUAUGGUCCAUAUUGA
Molecule: messenger RNA, 1014 nt
Organism: Rotaria sordida
Lineage: Eukaryota; Metazoa; Rotifera; Eurotatoria; Philodinida; Philodinidae
Source: the annotation of a GenBank genome assembly